This is a messenger RNA of Plasmodium cynomolgi strain B, 2088 nucleotides long. RefSeq names its product N-acetylglucosamine transferase. The transcript has 9 exons. Gene Ontology annotation, cellular component: endoplasmic reticulum; membrane. The coding region runs from base 1 to 2088 and encodes 695 amino acids. Lineage: Eukaryota; Apicomplexa; Aconoidasida; Haemosporida; Plasmodiidae. Gene Ontology annotation, biological process: GPI anchor biosynthetic process. The record is from RefSeq and is a predicted model, not a curated record.
AUGAGCCAGGAAAAGGGCUCCCCUCCACGGAGGAACUGCCUUAACAUAUUUUUCCCACAACAAGUGGAGGCGACCAAGGCGAAGUUAAAGCACUACCUGUAUGGAGUCCGCACCAAAGACACGUGCGUAGUGAUCCACGUUACACACAAGCACAAUGGUAACUUUGCGAAGGGCCACCGCGAAGGGGUCCAAAUAGUAGGCGAGCUAAUCUUCACACAGGAUGCGAAUGACGUAUACAAAACGAGUGCGUUAAAAGGGAAGGAAGAAAUUCGCUGUAACUAUCUAUACGUGGCUCAUUAUGGAGGGAGACCCAUCCUUAUAAGUGGACAAACGAAAGAAAUAAAAAAUCAGGACGCCCUAUUCAUACUGUAUAAUUUGAGCAAGUAUAUUUAUAUCAUUUCUGAUGACCAUGUGAGUAAGCUCGUUUGCGAGGCACUUAGGAGAGAUGGCAUGCUGGCAAAGAAGGGGGUUAAAAAAAAUGGGACAGAAGAGUGCCACUCCGGGGGGGACAAACUCGUCCUUGAUGAUAUAUGUAAAAGAAGUGACAACGAAGGGGACACUCAGGAAAAAUCCCCUUCUGAUAGAAGCCAUCAGGACGGGGGUGUCGACAAGGACGGACAGACUGAGCACACAGAUCGGGUGGACCAUAUGAACAGGCCAAAUUGUAGCAGUGGGGGGGGAGGCGGCGCGGCAAAGGAGGCAAACGAGGCAGAUGAGACAAAGGAGGCAGAUGAGGCAGAUAAGGCAAACGAGGCAAACGGGGCAAACGAGGCAAACGAGGCAAACGAGGCAAACGAUCAGGCACUCAACAUGCACGAAAUAAUCAUCCUAUUGAACAAAAAAAACUCGUACGCAGAGAUGAUAGAAAAGGGUGGAGAGGAGAAUGGCCCCCAUACUAACCAAGAUGACAGCACCAACCGUAACGAGCAGAACUUAGGCUGCCCCAUUUUGGCUCUCUUAUUUUUAACCUACCUUGUCUCAUCAGUGUGCAUAUCGUUUUACUACCUCCUGUGUAUAUUGGGCAAAAUAAACGCGAGGGUUUUUUCGAGCAAUAUAAAAAACACUCUCAGUUUUUUCAAAGAGAGAUUACACAUACACUCGGAAUGGCACCCCUUGUUGACUAGCUUAAUGAAAAGUAGACACAAUCCAUCUGAUUAUGCAAAAUACAAAGAGCUCCUCCUCAUUCGGCUUUGUAACUUCGUUAUAGAUGUCCUGUUGGGCUUCUUCCUCUUUAUCAUACUCUCUCACGAAAUAAUCGACCUGCGCUUCGCCUUCCAGAAAGCGAGCGUUUUGUAUGACUCCGGCACGUUGACGUCCAUACUGGGAACCCUGCUGCAGAACCCACUCGGGUUGAAGCUCAACAACAACUUCACCUCCUUCAUAGGAAGCAUAAUCGUUUCCAUCCUGGACAAAUGGGAUUAUUUCAAAAAUGUGUUUCCAUUAAAGAGCUCCUCGGCUGUGCAUCUCCUAAAACUGUCAUCCCUCUGCGGGGUUUCCUUUUUUCUCUCCUUCUUUAUGGACUACCUGAAGCUGAUCACUGCGCACGUUACUCUCAUUUUUGCCUUCCUGACAAAAAUUCUCUCCAUUUUUCACAGCAACAUGUAUUCUUUGUACCUCCUCUUCAAUGGGAAAAAAUGGAACAUUUUGAAACUGCGGGUGGACACAAACUACUACACCAAUGAGGAGGUCAUUCUGGGCACUGUCCUCUUCACCAUCCUGAUUUUUUUGUACCCAACCGUUUUUGUGCUCUUUUUAGUUUUCGGGAUUAUUUACGUCAUCAUCGGGAGAAUUAUAUACUGCCUCUCCCUGUUGAAGGAAAUCAUUUUAUACGCCCCCUUUUACGUCCUCCUUUUGAGGGACUCCCAGAAUGGAUACAUCAACAAGGGGAUAAGGCUCGCCGUGGGUAGGUUCAAGAAGGGAAACCAAAAUGGCGCCGUUGCAAAAUGGUGCCGUUACAAAAUGCAUAACGUGGAAUGGACAGAGCUGCCCAAGUCACACUACCUCCUGCUGGAAAAUGCCAACUUUGCAUUUUUCGAUAAGAUAAAAUUGUUUGUAGAUAUUUUCGUCCACCGGGAGGGUGCAAAGUGA